UCCUCCCGAGUUCAAACCUGCGGAACGACGUGUGCGAGGUUCAGUCUGUGACCCGAAGCCUGAUCGCCUCCAAUCCGUCCGCCUGACCCUCAUCAUCAUCAUCUUCAUCAUCUUCAUCAUCAUCUUCAUCAUCAUCAUCACCAUCCUCCUCCUGCUCCUCUACGGAUCAGCUUCUCUUCUGCACCACAGACUGAGCUUCAUGGACCGAUCGUCAUCAUGAUCCUCUGCCAGCUGCUCCUCCCCCCCCUACGGUCGCGGCCCCCCCCUCUCUGUGUGACAGCGCUCUGGGCCAAUGGCGUCGCGGCGUCACGCAGACACCUCAGCACGAAGGGCGCCGCCCCCGAGCCCGUGAUUGGCCAGGAGUCGGUGGAAGUGUCGGGCCGGUCGUAUCCUCGAGACGACUUCACCAACGUCACGCCGAGCAUCCUCGCCAAGGUCGGACGCAACCUGCACAACCAAUCCCAGCAUCCUCUCUGGCUCAUCAAGGAGAGGAUCAAAGCUCACUUCUACAGCUCUUACAUCGGUCGUUGGGGAAACCCGCUCUUCUCCGUCCAUGACAACCUGAACCCCGUCGUCACUGUGGAGCAGAACUUCGACAGCUUGCUGAUCCCGGCCGAUCACCCGAGCAGGAAACGAGGAGAUAAUUACUACCUGAACAGGGCGACGAUGCUUCGCGCUCACACCUCGGCCCACCAGAGGGAGCUGGUCCGCUCCGGUCUCGACGCGUUCCUAUUGGCCGGAGACGUUUAUAGGCGGGACGAGAUCGACGCCAGUCAUUACCCGGUGUUUCACCAGAUGGAGGGAGUCCGCCUCUUCUCCAACCACGAGCUGUUCUCGAAGGUGCAGGACGGCGGUGACCUGUCGCUGUUCGAGGUCGGAGGUCGCAGGACGCCACAGAAACAGGAAGUUCACACGCUGGAGGCCGUGAAGCUGGUGGAGUUCGACCUGAAACAGACGCUGACGCGGCUCGUCACUCACCUGUUCGGAGGAGAUCUGGAGGUCCGCUGGGUCGACUGUUACUUCCCCUUCACUCAUCCCUCCUUUGAGAUGGAGGUGCGUUUCCAGGGCGACUGGAUGGAGGUGCUCGGCUGCGGAGUGAUGGAGCAGGAGCUGCUGAACUCUGAUCUGGAGGUCCGCUGGGUCGACUGUUACUUCCCCUUCACUCAUCCCUCCUUUGAGAUGGAGGUGCGUUUCCAGGGCGACUGGAUGGAGGUGCUCGGCUGCGGAGUGAUGGAGCAGGAGCUGCUGAACUCUGGUUAG
Messenger RNA from Scomber japonicus (chub mackerel), 1260 nucleotides. RefSeq names its product phenylalanyl-tRNA synthetase 2, mitochondrial (gene fars2). Bases 217 to 1260 code for a protein of 347 amino acids. The record is from RefSeq and is a predicted model, not a curated record. Gene Ontology annotation, biological process: phenylalanyl-tRNA aminoacylation. The transcript is spliced from 8 exons. Gene Ontology annotation, cellular component: mitochondrion; cytoplasm. Gene Ontology annotation, molecular function: ATP binding; phenylalanine-tRNA ligase activity; tRNA binding. Lineage: Eukaryota; Metazoa; Chordata; Actinopteri; Scombriformes; Scombridae.